Messenger RNA from Porites lobata, 3624 nucleotides. The record is from the annotation of a GenBank genome assembly. NCBI's taxonomy places the organism in Eukaryota, Metazoa, Cnidaria, Anthozoa, Scleractinia, Poritidae.
CAAGACGUCUCCACUGGAACAGAAGAAUGCUAUUUUGCUCAGCCACCAAGAAUUUGUCUAAAGAAGUUUGAAGAUUGCCUUGUUAGUUGUGGAAAGGAGAAACUCUACGGUUAUGUCCCUACCGAGAACAGAUGGUAUGAGAUGGCAAACUACCUGAGUCCAAAAUUGUUUCCUUUUCAUAUGGCUGCCUGUGAUGGCAAACUUUAUGUCACUGGGGGAACUUUUAAUCCUCAUCAAUCUACAAUAGAGGAAUAUAAUCCAUCCAGAAACUCGUGGACACGUUUGAAUUCUUACACUAGUGCAAUUGCUUGCAUUUUGCCUGCAGUCAUUAACUUUCAAGGAUCUCUGUUUGUAAUUGGCGGGGAAAAGGAGCAGCAAAGGAACAAGGAGAAAGGAAGUAAUCGUGUCUAUAAAUACAGUCCUGACACAGAAACAUCGAAACAUGGAAAAUUCUUAAUGAAGUGAUCAACAGGCGUGUCGCUAAAUCGCCGUAUCCUGCAAGCUUCACCAAAAAUGAAAUGAACAUUAGCAAUCCUACUGACAUUGCCAAUAAAUUCUGUGAUUUAUUCACCAAUAUAGGGCCAAAUUUGGCAAGCAAAAUUCCUUCCACAAAUUCGUCACCCAAGGAUUUCUUAAGCAGCGCUCUUUCCGAAUCCAUUUCAUUGCAACCAAUAACGGUCGUAGCCUGCGAAAACAUCCGUUUCUCCUCGCUCUUCGCCGCUGGGGACGUUUCGCGCGGAGGAACGUCUGCGACUCAGCGACAGAAAUUCCAUACUGAUGACGUAAAAUCUGUCCAGAAUCCGGUCAGAAGCGCUGAUUGGUCGACGGAGUAGUUACAUUGUUUUAGCUAUUGUUUACGAAUGACAGACAAAAGACAAAAGGCCACAAAGGUCAAAUGUAAACGCGAAGAAUCUUCAAUAUUUGUAGAAUAUACUGUUCUCGAGAAGAAGCGUUUGAGUUUUGCUGGAGCUCGUUGGCAGAUGAACACAAUCCAUUUUUGGAACCCCAUUGCAACCAAUCGCUGAGUCGCAACGGUCUGUGAAUUAAACAAUAUUGUUAAGUCGUUCAACGCCAACAAAGCUCCUGGACAUGAUAAUAUAUCCAUGAAGAUAAUUCAUCAGUCUUUCCAAAAUAUUGCGCAGCCUCUUGUAACCAUUAUAAACACCUCGUUGUCUACUGGUGUGUUUCCUGAAUCUCUCAAAAUAGCCAAAGUGAUUCCAGUUUUUAAGGCAUAUGACCCAACACUUUUUAGUAAUUACAGGCCAAUAUCAAUUCUUCCAGCCUUUUCUAAACUCUUUGAAAAAGUCAUGUACAACCGACUGAUUAAUUUCUUAAAUUUGCAUAAUAUUUUAUACUCGAAACAAUUUGGAUUCCGUAAUAAUCGUUCGACUGCAUUAGCGUUAAUUGACUUGAUCAACCACACAUCUUCAGCUAUCGACAGAAAUGAAACAACUUUAGGCAUCUUCUUAGAGCUUUCUAAGGCGUUUGAUACUAUUAAUCAUGAAAUAUUGUGUCAAAAACUGCAACACUAUGGUAUUCGGGAUACUGCUUUGGCGUGGAUCAAAAGCUAUCUUGAAGAUCGGACUCAAUUUGUCCAGUUUGGGUCCCAUCGAUCUUAUCCGCGGAAAAUUUUAUGUGGCGUCCCGCAGGGCUUAAUUCUUGGACCUCUUUUGUUUAUUAUUUACAUUAAUGAUCUUCCUAAUGUCUCUAGUCUCACUCAAUCUUUAUACUGUUUGCUGAUGACACAAGAUUCUUUUGUUCCCAUAAAGAUGCCAAUCACCUCGUUUCUAUUGUUAACAAUGAACUUGCAAAAAUAAUUAUUUGGCUUAAAGUGAAUAAGUUAUCUCUAAAUCUGACUAAAACAAAUUUUAUGAUUUUUUAUCCAAGGCAAAAGAAAGUCAAUGUACAAUCUUACUCUGGAAAAUACCGUGAUCAAGCAAGUCACGGACACAAAAUUUUUAGGUGUUCUCAUUGAUCAGCAUCUCUCUUGGAAACCACAUAUUGAUUUCGUCUCAAAAAAAAUUUCGAAAAAGUGUGGGAAUUAUUGCGAAAGCCCGCAUUUACCUAUCAUCCCAAACUUUGAUGACCUUGUAUUACUCCCUUGUAUAUCCUUUCCUAACAAACUGUAAUGUCGCCUGGUCCUCCACCUACUCUUCCAACCUAAACUGUAUUUACUUUUUGCAAAAGCGUCUAGUGCGACUCAUAACAAAAACUCACUAUCUAGCAAAUACUGCCCCUUUAUUUAGCCAGCUUAAAGUCCUUGACAUAUUUAGUAUUAAUUCAUUUUCUGUCGCUACCUUUAUGUAUUCUUAUCACCAUAAUCUUUUGCCUAAUAGCUUUCAUGACUUGUUCUUAAGUAGUAAUCAAGUCCAUCAAUACGAAACUCGACUAGCCAAUAUAGACCUCAUUUUAGAACAAAUAUUUUUACAGAACAAAUAUAAAUUUUAUUUCAGUAUCCAAUUCUCCGUUCGCUUCGCUCACUCGUGAGAUAUUGUUCUUGCCACGAGAACAUAAAAUUCAUAUCUUCGAGCCAACGUGUAAUGUUCUUUUUAUUAUGUGGAGAAACCAAUUCAACAAAAGCAAAAGGCGGGAAUCGUGACGUCAUUGAACGAUACGACACUCACAAAGGUGACAUACGGAAAAUACGCCACUCGGAUCCCGGAUGAAGUGGCGUAUGGAAUCUACGAGUGGUUUAGUUCCCAGUAAAACACUCCCCUCCAUAUAAUAAAAAGCAAUUCAGCAUCCUUUACCGAGGACCUAAAAUCUGGAAUUCGUUGCCUGUUUCACUAAUUAGCUCUCCUUCUAUAUCUGUUUUUAAAAAAAAUUUAAAGAAUUAUCUCACUGAUAGUCGAUCUGUCGUUUAAUUUUCUGAUCUUGCUCACUCUGCACUCAGCCAUGAACUCAGUUCACUAAGUAGUUGAAGGAAGCCUAUUAAUAUAAGCUUCAAGCUUCGUUAGGCUUCCUUGUCACAUUAAUUUUGUAAUUUAAUUAACACUUUUGGUCAUGUUGUGUAAGGUUUUGUGAGUGACUAAAUAAAUAAAAUAAAAUAAAAAUAAAAUAAAAAAUUGGCAAGUGUUAGCUUCCUUAAGAGUUGGCAGAUCUGCUAUAUAUGCAGUGGCUGAUAGAAACUCUUUAUAUGCAAUAGGAGGUGAGUCCAAUAAUGAACGCUUAGAUGUAGUGGAGAGCUAUGACCCUCACAGAAAUUCCUGGCAUAAACAUGCCAGGACGCUGGAAAAGAAAGACCAUUCCUUUGGUGCAAUUUUCAGAGGCAAAGUCUACGUCUUUGGUGGAUUUAAAAGUCGGCAAUUCGAUUCAUGUUCAAGUCUUAUUGAAAUGUACGAUCCCGACUCGAACACGUGGACCGGUAUUGAGAGCACAGGAAUCCCAACAUGGCCAUUUGGUGUUGUCAGCUUUAAAGGAGACUUGCUUGUGCUUGGCUGGUGGCGCAGACAUUUGACCCAGAACUGCUCAUUGAAGGUUUAUGAUGUCGAUUCAUAUGAGUGGAAACAUGAAGCAGUGGAUCCCAGUAAACCAAAUGGUUUCAAUCUGACCAACUUGGCUCCGAUCAGAAUUCCAAGGGACAUAUUAAAUGAAUGCAGAGCUGUACCAAAAGAGCAUCUAUAA